This is a messenger RNA of Exserohilum turcica Et28A, 655 nucleotides long. RefSeq lists its product as uncharacterized. Bases 47 to 655 code for a protein of 202 amino acids. The record is from RefSeq and is a predicted model, not a curated record. Gene Ontology annotation, molecular function: protein binding. The transcript has a single exon. Lineage: Eukaryota; Fungi; Ascomycota; Dothideomycetes; Pleosporales; Pleosporaceae.
CCCACGCUGUAGCCUCACCGGAUGCUCUCGUUGCUUCGGCUGUAGAAUGCCAAAAGCUGCGGGCGCGGUGCCAAAGGGAUGGCAGGGCCAGACCAUCUAUCUCCAUGCGCCCUCAUAUUCCAAGCAGCUCGCCCAUGACAAGCUCACGGCACUCGUAUGCCCGAGAUCUGCCCUGGGCCCGGAUGUCCAGGUCUACAAGACCGUCGGACCCUACACCAAUGUCAAGAUCACCCCAGUCUCUGACCCUGCCCAUCCAGCACAUGGGCAGCACGCCCUCUGCGCUAACCAGCAGCUCUCGCCAGGCGCCUUUAUCCUGCCCUACCUGGGCUAUGUCCACGACCAGCACGACACCAACGAGACGUCGGAUUACGAUCUUUCGCUAGACCGCGAGUUGGGGAUCGGCGUCGAUGCUUCCAGCAUGGGCAACGAAGCCCGCUUUAUCAACGACUAUCGAGGCGUGGCGGCCGCACCAAAUGCCGAGUUUUGCGACAUCCAUGUGGAUAUUGGAAGCGGCAAAGUAGAAAAGAGAGUCGGUGUCUUUGUCCUUGGUGCUGGCAAAAGCGGAAAGAGAGCAAAGGGCAUUCCCCGUGGACAUGAGAUCCUGGUCAGCUACGGUAAAGGCUUUUGGUCGGAGCGACAAGCGACUGGCGAGUGA